GGUUUACGAUUUCCGCAAAAUUGACAGCUGCUUAACGUCAAAUGACCCUCGUUGACACGCUUCCUGUCUUCCUUCUCUCUUUUUCGCAACGUUAAGAUGGCUGAUCAGAAUAUCCGCGCGUUCCAAAAGCAGUUGGGUAUCAACCUAAACCGCAAGAAUGUUUCCAAGAAGAAGGGCCUGCGUAUGCACCGCAGCAUUGGUCUCGGCUUCAAAACCCCGAAAGAGGCCAUCACUGGAACGUACAUCGACAAGAAAUGCCCUUUCACCGGACAUAUUUCCAUCCGUGGUCGUAUUCUGACUGGCGUAGUUCGUAAAAUGAAGAUGCAUCGUACGAUCGUGAUUCGUCGUGAUUAUUUGCACUUUAUUCGCAAGUACGAUCGUUUCGAGAAGCGGCACAGGAACAUGAGCGUGCAUCUGUCGCCCUGUUUCCGUGACGUCGAAGCUGGAGAUAUCGUGACCGUUGGUGAAUGUCGACCACUCUCCAAAACCGUGCGCUUCAACGUGCUGAAGGUCAGCAAAAUGGCCGGAUCGAAGAAGAAGUUCAGCAAAUUCUAAGGUUAAUGCUGUUGGCGUGUGGUAUUCAUUCGCCCAUCGAUGAGGAAAGGAUGGAUGAGUUGGAGUGACGGAAUAAAGGAUGAAAACCAACUAAAAUCGUA
This is a messenger RNA of Anopheles funestus (African malaria mosquito), 656 nucleotides long. RefSeq names its product 40S ribosomal protein S11 (gene RpS11). The transcript has 4 exons. Gene Ontology annotation, biological process: translation. Gene Ontology annotation, cellular component: ribosome; cytosolic small ribosomal subunit. NCBI's taxonomy places the organism in Eukaryota, Metazoa, Arthropoda, Insecta, Diptera, Culicidae. The record is from RefSeq and is a predicted model, not a curated record. Bases 97 to 555 code for a protein of 152 amino acids. Gene Ontology annotation, molecular function: structural constituent of ribosome.